UAUGGCCAGCCUUUUAGGAACACAGCUACACCACACAACUGCCUACCAUCCACAGUCAACGGACUAGUGGAGCGCUUCCACCGUCACCUGAAAUCGGCUCUCAUGGCCCGCCUGGAGGGGCCUAACUGGGUGGACGAACUUCCCUGGGUCCUGCUCGGAAUCCGCACGGCGCCCAAGGAGGAUCUACACAGCUCGUCGGCCGAGUUGGUGUACGGCGCGCCCCUGGUCGUCCCAGGAGAGUUCAUACCAGCCCCAAGGGGGCAAGAGGAAGAACCCACAGCAGUCCUGGACAGACUACGGGAGAGGCUCGGUAACCUGGCCCCCAUACCCACUUCACAGCAUGGACAGAGCCCGACCUGCGUACCCGAAGACCUGCAGAACUGUCUUUUUGUACGACGGGGCGGACACCGGGCACCGCUACAGCGGCCCUACGAGGGGCCGUUUAAGGUGAUCAGGAACAACGGGUCCACGUUCGUGCUGGACAUUGGGGGGAGAGAGGAGGUUUUCACGGUGGACCGACUCAAACCGGCCCAUGUGGACUUGGCGCAGCCGGUCCAGGCUCAGGCACCACGGCGCAGGGGCAGACCUCCCAAACAGAGGCCGAUCCAGAAUGCUGUCAGAGCCGCUGGAUCCCCUCAGCCUGCUCCCGUGUGGCUGCGCGUUUGCAGUCGUUACCGGCCGGAGCCCGACUACGUGACCCGACCGGAAGCAGCGGCCAGCGGGCGGCUGAGGGGAAGUGAGCCGGAGCGGAGCAAACCCGGUGAGUCUGGCGGCAUCUGGGCAGACAGAGGGGCGGUCGUCGUUGCGGUUCGAGAUCCUGCAUGGGGACUGCGUGUGAUGGAAGGGAGCCGCUGUAUUGAAGGGGAGGGUUGA
Mobula hypostoma (lesser devil ray) is the source of this 873-nucleotide messenger RNA. RefSeq lists its product as uncharacterized. The transcript is spliced from 2 exons. The coding region runs from base 103 to 873 and encodes 256 amino acids. The record is from RefSeq and is a predicted model, not a curated record. Lineage: Eukaryota; Metazoa; Chordata; Chondrichthyes; Myliobatiformes; Myliobatidae.